Molecule: messenger RNA, 4914 nt
Organism: Paramisgurnus dabryanus
Lineage: Eukaryota; Metazoa; Chordata; Actinopteri; Cypriniformes; Cobitidae
Gene: acvr1c
Product: activin A receptor type 1C
Biological process (GO): cell surface receptor protein serine/threonine kinase signaling pathway; cellular response to growth factor stimulus; protein phosphorylation
Cellular component (GO): signaling receptor complex; plasma membrane
Molecular function (GO): ATP binding; transmembrane receptor protein serine/threonine kinase activity
Source: RefSeq, a predicted model, not a curated record
GGUUUAUUUAGAGUGGAGCAAUGCAGACAGACACUGUGAAUAUACAGCAGAAUAGAGUAAGCAUGAUUUUGUGCAAAAAUUUGGAUGUGUUGGUCUGUGGAGAGUGACAGAUGUCAUGCCUCAUCUACGGUGCUCAGAAGCUGUUCUGCUACUCUUCAUCUUUGCGCAAGUCACUGCAGGCCUAAAAUGUGUUUGUCAGCUGUGUGUGAACCACACCUGUGAGACAGAGGCAGAUGGUGCAUGCUGGAACUCUGUGAUGCUCAUUAAUGGCAAGGAGGAAGCUGUCAAGUCCUGCCUGUCUCCAUCAGAGCUGAAGGGUCAGAUGUUCUGUUACAGCUCCAGAAAUGUCUCCAAACGCAACUGCUGCUUUACAGAUUUCUGCAACAAUGAGACUCUCCAUCUCAGUCCAGAGCCGUCAUCUGAGAGCUUUGGCUGGAGUCAACUGGAACUGGCAGCAGUAAUUCUUGUGCCAUCGUGCCUGUUGUGUGUGGUCGUUGUUCUGGGAGUUUUUGCCAUUCAGAACCUGCACUGCGCACACAUUAAAGCCCGCAGACAAGACCCAGAAGAAACCCUAGAUGACCAGACUCUGGUGUCACCUGAGAAAUGUCUAAAGGAACUCAUCUUUGACAUGAGCACCUCCGGCUCUGGGUCAGGAUUGCCCCUGUUAGUACAAAGAACAAUUGCUCGGACAAUCGUGCUUCAGGAGAGCAUUGGGAAGGGACGUUUCGGGGAGGUGUGGAGGGGCAAGUGGAGAGGGGAGGACGUUGCUGUGAAGAUCUUUUCCUCACGAGAUGAGCGCUCCUGGUUCCGUGAAGCUGAGAUUUAUCAGACCGUCAUGUUGCGACAUGAGAAUAUUUUGGGAUUUAUCGCUGCUGAUAACAAAGAUAAUGGCUCCUGGACACAGCUGUGGUUGGUGUCAGAGUACCAUGAGCAUGGGUCGCUCUUUGAUUACCUGAACAGAUACACAGUAUCAGUGGAGGGGAUGAUAGUUCUGGCACUGUCCAUUGCCAGUGGCAUUGCCCACCUACACAUGGAGAUCAUUGGCACACAAGGAAAGCCUGCCAUUGCCCACAGAGACAUAAAAUCAAAAAACAUCCUGGUGAAGAAGAAUGGAACAGCUGUAAUUGCUGAUCUUGGUCUGGCUGUGAAACAUGACUCCUGCACCAACACCAUUGACAUUCCCUUCAACCACAGGGUGGGCACGAAGAGGUACAUGGCACCUGAGAUCCUUGAUGACUACAUAAACAUGAGCAGCUUUGAGUCAUUUAAGCGAGCUGAUAUCUACUCAAUGGGACUGGUGCUGUGGGAACUUGCCCGCAGAUGUUCUGUCCGAGGGAUUUAUGAAGAUUUCCAGUUGCCUUAUUAUGAUCAGGUGCCAUCAGACCCAUCAGUAGAGGAUAUGAGGAAGGUGGUGUGUGAACAGAAACUUCGCCCCAACAUUCCUAAUCAGUGGCAGAGCUGUGAGGCACUGAGGGUUGUGGGUAAGAUCAUGCGGGAGUGCUGGUACAUCAAUCCAUCAGCUCGCCUAACUGCACUACGUGUCAAGAAGACUUUAUAUCAGGUGACUGUGAUCAAGGACAUUAAAGAGUAAAGCACUGGCCUGUUGAAACAUUUCAAAUGGUUAGUCUGACAUGCCAAAGAGUCCUGUAGCUCAGUAUGGAAACUACAGUUUUACUGUUCCUGAAGCAUUGAAAUGGUUAAUGAAUAAGUGUGUGCUUUGUUUCAUAGACUGUAGAUGGCGUUAAUUACAUGUGUGCAGAUAAAUGAUACUGCUACCUCAACCAAUCCUGUAAGUGCCAAAUGCUUUAAGUUGCAUGCUGGAUUUGAAUGUUUUUUGCUAGGUGUUACUUAUGAACAUACAUUGGCGCUGAAGUAUUUUCUGUAUAUAUCAGGGGAUAUAUUUAAAAAUAUCAGUGACAUCUGCAAACAAAGGUUUUCCUCAGAACUAAGGUCACUUUUCUGAGCCAUUUUGCAAUGACCUCUUUGCAAUUGGUGUCAAGACAAUUUUUUUGUUGAUGUAUGUAGUCAAUUUUUACUCAAGUUUACACACGUUUACAAGUGUACUAUCAGAAUAACCAUAACUAAACAAUAAUUCAUGUUUAUAAUUCGCCCCUGUUGUUUAUUCCCCCUUGGCCUAUGCACUUGGCUGUAUCAUUUUAAACUUCAUUUAACAUUCUGUGAUUUUUUUCUUAAAUCUAAAUGCCUGCUUUCAAUAUUUUUAAAAUCCUUCAGACAUUUUAAGUGUUGCUUGUGUGUCCAAAUAUUGUCAAGCCAUUGUAUGUGUAUAAUAGGUAUACCAGUUCACCCAUGAACCACUUUAUUAAAAGGACAAUCUUUUAAAAUAGUCAAGAGUAGUAAUGAUGUAUAUUGAGACCCCAACUUCAGAAAGAGGAAUACAAAUAUAUUUUAAAUCGCAUGUCGCUGUCAUGCGCAUCUCGUCAGUAAAGCCACCGGUUCCUUAAUUAGUAAAUCGCCAUCACCUGCUUUCAGAUGGAGCAGCAAUUACUACACAAAGCCAAUCGGGGCAAUUUCGCCUUUAUUAUCGGAGAUUUAUCGCCUUCAAUAUGAAUGCGAUAUAGCCCAGCUUGUCAGUAAACAUCUGAAAGCAGGUGAUGCCGAUUUACUAUUAAUCAAGGAACCGGCUUAACUGACGAAAUGCAAAUGGCUAUCGCAUGCAAUAUAUCGUGCAGCCCUAUCAAACAUAGUGCAAUUAUGGUUUACUGUAUUAGGAAAAACUUCUCUUUGGUUUUCUACUGAAGGAUGAUUUCAUGUAAACCACGUUAAUCCCUGUUACUGAAUUUAUAUAGAAGCAGUUAGUGUUUUGCAAAUGUCCAUGACAAACCUUGUCAAUGUCAAUUUUUGCCACAAAAUAAAGACAACAGUGUAAAUGAUCCAAAGCCUUUGAACCAGAUGCUGUAAAGACAUUCAGAAUCUGAAAUGCAUGCCUGCUGGAUUAAUGGGGUAUAUUUUGUACUAUAUUAAUAUGAAAUGUGUUUUCAAAUUGAUUCUGUUGCACUAUAGAAAGGUUCCAGGCUGCUAGAAAAGCUUGGUAGACCGUUUCGAGGCAGUUUGCAAUAGCAAGUUUAAAGGCGAAAAGUUCAUACUCCACUCAGAGCUCUCUUCAAAGCCAUACCUCUUCAUGUCAAUUACCAGUUUAUUUACUAUUAAUGUAACCUGGUUGUUCAUAUGCGCAUAAAGUGGGUGCAUGAAUUUAUGCAAAUACAUUGUUAGGCAGGCAGGUAGGUACAAAAAUGUCUUGCUCUUGAGACUUCCACAGAAGUUUUUUUUAAUAUUUAGACCACUUUAAUUAUUCAUUGAUUAUUGAUUAGGAUGUGAAGAGAUUCCUCCAGAUCACAAGAUCAUGAAAAUCAUAAAACACCUUUCAUUUACAGUAAGUGGCCCUAAACUUUUUAAAGAAGAUGUAGUGUACAGUAUUCAAUCUAGUACAUUCUUGUCUGUGACAUCACUUUUUAAUAAUAUCAAAUUAAAUAAGCCUUUCCCAAUGGCACUAACAAAAUGUGUUUGGGUGGGGUUUUCAGAUGCAUUACAUAUACACAAUUGGCACAUGCUUUAAUCCAAAGGAACUUACAGUGCAUUUAAGCUAUAUAUAUAUAUAUAUAUUUUUUUUUUGUGAAUUAAACCUACACUGUACAUUUUUGCAUUUUUAUCAAAUCAACAUAUAUUUUUAUGCUACUUUACAGUACCUAAGCUAGAAAACUUCAACUAGUUUUUAUAAGUUAUGUCAACUAUUCACAGGUCAAAACUUAAAAUAGUAGGUUGAAUUCACAUACAAAACCAAGCUGUUUUAACUUUAUGCUGCAUUUUUGCAACCUUUGCGCUGCUAAUGCAAUGCUCUAAAAGUUGAGCUGCAGUAUAUGAUCUUAUGGUACAUGUCAUAAUUUAGACUUAAACCCCAUAUAAUUCUUUAAUAAGACAAGGGUACAUGGACAUGGGGUUUGUGUCCAGGCUGACACACUGGACUCAAACUUGUUUAGGAAUGUUCCUGUUAGGAAUAAACAAUAAUAUUUAUUUAAUCUUUACCAAAGAAACAGUGUUUAGAUAAUAUGUAUGAUUGUUUGUUAUAGUAGAUAAGUAGUUGUUAGAUUACACCUGAAGUUUCUCAAACUUUCCCCCAAAAUCUCAGAAAAUUGGCACUAUAACUAAACAGAUGAAAAAAAAUCAUACCCAAGUAUGUAACAGUUAUUGACAUAAAUCAUUUUGAUAAUUUAAGUAUUCUGGAGACCAUACUGUACAGGACAGGAGAGAUGUGUCAUUGUUUUAAAGGGGAAAUUUUUUGAGACCUUUUUAAGAUGUUAAAUAAAUCUUUGAUGUCCCCAGAGUACAUACUGUAUGUGAAAUUUUAGCUUAAAAUACCAGUAGAUAAUUUAUUAUAGCAUGUUAAAAUUGCCACUUUGUAGGUGUGAGUAAAAAUGUGCUGUUUUAGGUGUCAUUUUAAAUGAAAAUGAGCUGAUCUCUGCACUAAAUGGCAGUGCAGUGGUUGAAUAGUGCAGCUUAAGGGGCGGUGUUAUCCCCUUCUGACAUCACAAGGGGAGCCAAAUUUCAAUGACCUAUUUUUUCACAUGCUUGCAGAGAAUGGUUUACCAAAACUAAACUACUAGGUUGAUCUUUCUCACAUUAUCUACAUUGAAAGAAGCACUGGGGACCCAAUUAUAGCAGUUAAAGCAGGAAAAGUCAGAUUUUCAUUAUAUGUCCCCUUUAAAACACUCCAAACCAUAGCCUUUGCCAUCUGUAAAAUGUACUAUGGAUUUCAGUGAGAUUCAUUAUCUUGCAUAUAUUUUCAUUGUCAUAUAUUUUUGUGAAGCAGCAUUGUUUUCAUUUGUUUUUAAUUGUUGUUGUUUAAGUUUUUUUUAUUUAUUCCAAUGUAUGCUACAAUAAACUAUUUUUCAUGACUCA